This is a messenger RNA of Solea solea (common sole), 5550 nucleotides long. It is a transcript of the gene camk1b, whose product is annotated as calcium/calmodulin-dependent protein kinase Ib. Gene Ontology annotation, cellular component: intracellular anatomical structure. Bases 184 to 1329 code for a protein of 381 amino acids. The transcript is spliced from 12 exons. The record is from RefSeq and is a predicted model, not a curated record. Gene Ontology annotation, molecular function: ATP binding; calcium/calmodulin-dependent protein kinase activity; calmodulin binding. Gene Ontology annotation, biological process: peptidyl-serine phosphorylation. Lineage: Eukaryota; Metazoa; Chordata; Actinopteri; Pleuronectiformes; Soleidae.
GCUGGUGAGGUUGUCAAGUACGGAUUCAGUGUGAGAGAACGGCACACGGAGCUUGAGACUCACAGGAACACUCACACGCACACGCAGGAACAGUCAGGGACGGAGAGUGGACGCUUGUAGCCGGACACUGGAGCUCAUUGACCGCCUCUUUUCAGUAUUGUUCCUGACCGUAACAACAAGAAGAUGCCACUGGGUGAAGAGUGCCAUGCGUGGAAGAAGAAGACCACGGACGUGAAGGAGAAGUAUGACUUCAAAGAAAUCCUGGGAACGGGAGCGUUCUCUGAGGUGGUCCUGGCCGAGGAGAAGAGGACCCAGAAGUUGGUGGCUAUCAAGUGUAUCCCCAAGAAGGCGUUAGAGGGCAAAGAGAACAGCAUUGAGAAUGAGAUAGCAGUCCUGCACAAGAUUAAACAUGCCAACAUCGUGUCUCUGGAGGACAUAUUUGAGAGUAAAUCACACCUCUACCUUGUCAUGGAGCUGGUAUCUGGUGGGGAACUCUUUGACCGCAUCAUCGAGAAGGGCUUCUACACAGAGAAAGACGCCAGUAAGCUCAUUCAGCAGAUUCUAGAUGCUGUCAAAUAUCUCCACGACAUGGGCAUCGUACACCGUGACCUCAAGCCAGAGAAUCUUCUGUACUACAGCAUGGACGAAGACUCCAAAAUCAUGAUCAGCGACUUUGGUCUGUCUAAAAUUGAGGGCUCUGGUAGUGUGAUGUCGACAGCUUGUGGAACACCUGGAUAUGUUGCCCCAGAAGUGUUGGCUCAGAAACCCUACAGUAAAGCCGUGGACUGCUGGUCUAUUGGUGUCAUAUCUUAUAUUCUUUUGUGCGGUUACCCUCCUUUCUAUGACGAGAGCGACGCCAAACUGUUUGAGCAGAUCCUGAAGGCAGAGUAUGAGUUUGACUCUCCGUACUGGGACGAUAUCUCUGACUCAGCGAAAGACUUUAUUGUCCACCUGAUGGCGAAAGACCCCAAUCAACGUUACACGUGUGAUCAGGCUCUGCAGCAUCCAUGGAUUGCUGGAGACACGGCUCUGGACAAGAACAUCCACGAGUCUGUCUGUGCUCAGAUCAAAAAGAACUUUGCUAAAAGCAAGUGGAAGCAAGCGUUCAACGCCACAGUAGUGGUUCGUCACAUGAGGCGUCUGCAGCUCGGCACCAGCCACGAGGGACCCAACCCCAACCUGCCCAGUCCCUGCAGAGGUCACCUGCUGCUGCCAGAGGAAGACACAGAGGCGUGUUGUGAGGGCGGCUGCUCCCAGACAGUGGACGGCGGCGCCGCCGACUCUUUGACCAACUGCAGCUACCGCUGCCACCCGACCAGCAGGGUGUGACCCCAGCAGCUGCUUCUCUCGCCCAUCCAAUAGUUCCCAACGACUUUCCACUUUUAACCCCUUCCCCGAGGUGGAACCAGAGGCACCAUCUGCCCCACCCCCCCCCACCCCCCCAUCAUCUGGUCAGGAAUACAGCGUCAUUCCAACCUCUCGCCUACAGGGGGAGCGAGUCUGUCCUGCCUGAGAAGAAGAGGAAAGAAACUGGGUUUAAUUUUUGUUUAGUUUUUUAAAAAAGGAGGAGAAGGAGGGAGACUUGAUGACAGUGAUGAUGAUGAUGAUGAUGAAGAGGUGAUUUUUUUCAGACUGGGCUGGUGUGGGAGACGAUACAGAGGAGGGGAAGAUUUAAAUCUGGUUUGUCAGGUGAUUUGCUGCAGCAGGACAUAGCUCGUUGGACGUUCAUGAUUUUUUUUUUGUUUAUUGUUUAUAUUGUUAAAUAUUUUUUUUCUUGUGUUGUCUUUUUAACCUCCUACAAGUGGAGAAACAGUAGCUGCAUGAUCAGGAGCUAAUGCUUUCUUUUCUUUUUCUUUUACCUCAUGCAUGUAUUUGUUGUCACUAAAACUAGGGAUGGCUCGAUAUGAUACCGAUAUCACAAGCAACCAAUUCAGUCCGAUUUAUUACUUUUUAGCAAUGAACUUUUAAUUUAAAAAAAAAUAGUCCUGAUGCAUAUUAACCUCCCAGCUAUUUUAAAAAUAUAGUUCUCCAACUGUGUGGCAGUUUUAUUUACCUUUACAGAUUAUAUCGGAUUUGAUUUUUUUCCUUUUUCCGAUAUCAAAUCCAGUGAUUUUUGCCAAUAUCGGACCGAUACUAAAUGUCAUAUCGGCUCAUCCAGAGUUUAAAACAUCAAACAAGUGAAGACUGCAGAGUUAAUCCCGGGUUAAAGGCAGAUUAUACAGCUUGUUUAAUUCAAAUUGUGUCAUUUUACGGAACUGCAGUCACUCUUUAAGUCGUGCUUUUAGACAAUCAGUGACCUGAUAGUUUAUGCCAGUGUUUCCCAAAGACUGGUUUGCUACCCACAGAUGGGUCAUGCAAGUAUUUUUUUGGUCCCCAAACUAAUUUGCUUUUAAUUAAGAUUUAUUUGUAAAUGUUUUAAAUGAAAUUAUUUAUUAUUAUCAAAACAACUUUUGGAAAUGGUGAGGUGGUAAAAUAUGAUAUUAGGGUUUUUACAGAUAUGGCUGUAAAUGAUUUGCUCUUGUCUGGAUUUAUGCUCUGAUUUGGGUCACGAUAAUUUGUAAAAAAAAAAAGUGAGUCCUCAUAUAGAAAGUUUGGGAAACACUGGUUUAUGCAAUGAAAACUUCAUGUAUCUAUGAUGUAGCCUUUUCCUGUGGUGACGUAGUGUUUCCAUGUUGUGGUCAAGCUUUUAUGAAAGAGAAAGACUUUUCCCCCUUAAAAAAAACAACCCAAACCUUUUCAACCACUAGAGCACAGGGAUAUAUCUUUGUCUAAGGUGCCUUUAGGAUAUACAGUUUAUAUAUAUAUAAAAAUAUAUAUAGUACAAUGGUUUAUUUUCAGGUAGCUUCUGCAACAUUGUCUGUUUCUGCCGUGUUCUCGCAGCACAGACUCUUGUAUGUAUCACAUCUUCAGCUUUAAAAUGCAGUUUUGGGCUUUCUUUUUUAAUUUAUAUAUACUUUAAUCUCAGAAGAGAUGACAUCUGCCCUAAAUUCAAACCACAACAAAAGCAAAAAAAAACAACUUUAUCAAUGCAAAUUUAUUAUUUAAGAAAAAAAAUCAAUGUUUUUGUUGUUGUUUUCCCAGAAAUUAUUUUCUACAACUUUGUCUUGGGUAGAUCGGGUAAAUUGUGUGAUUAGAAAAAAAAAAUCAAAAUUAGACUAAAGUGAAUAUGCAUCAUCUUUGCAGCACACUUUACACUGAUGAACAUUUAUUUUACUUCAACUUAUGCAGAGACAAACACACAAGGCAGCGUUGGUACUACUUUUUAUGAAGAAUCUAAUUUUUUAAGUGGGUUUUUUUUUUGCAAAGAAAAGUGUCAAGAAACUACAUGUGAGGGCCACAUGUGAAUCAUGUUUUGGAAACUACAGAAUAAAAAAGCCAGAGUUUUUUCUGACAUUAAUCUAAUCUUUAUUUAUUUUUCAUUUUGUCUCCCCAAGAAAAUGCUUCACACGUGGCCCUGAGAAACAGAUUUAGAGAAGAUUUGUACGGAGCCUGUGUAGAGACUGUCGCUCCAUUCCAAAUUUGCCAUGAUUUAUUUUUGAAACUUAACUGCAAUUCUCUGCACGAGGUUCUUUGGUACUGAUGUGAUUUCAGGUGUGUUUGCAUGAUGUGGCUUGAAAUUUCUACGGACUACGGAUCCUUUGACUGCUCAGUAGUGUGCGUACAUGUCUUGUGAUGAUGUUAGAGGUGAGCGCUGCAGAAAGGAGGGUAUUUUUCUCUGUCUUUAAGAGGUUCAGAAUGAUAUCUUACAGACGUCGUAGGAGCAGCAAAGGUUGCUGUAACGUCUCAACAUGUCAAAACAAGUUCAGUGUGCUGCUUAAAACAAAAAAAAAAAGUAUUUUGGGACCUUUAUUCCGCAUUUCUAUUGGGCGGGUUAGUUGUUGUGUAUUUGGACAGUAAUGUAACUGGUGACUGCAAAGUGUAACGUGUAGUUAAACGAGUGUUUGUUCAGUAACGAGACACAGGCAAAGCUCACAAAUGGAGGCAUCCAUUGUUCUUUAAUAUAGGCAGACCGAUGAUUAAAGGUUCAGUGUGAGGAAUUAGUGACAUCUAAUGGUGAGACAGCAGAUAGCAACAAAUGGAGGUCUUUCCCAAGCGUGUCAGGGUACUAGCAUUGCUUGGUUUGUUCAUGUAUAUAAACCAUAUAUUAAAAAAAGGCAAAACACAUUUUAAAAGCCUUAAAAUUCCCAAUUUGAUGCGACCAGGCUCCUAUUGGAUGAUACAAGCUGUCACACACACUUAAUCGUCUAUUUUCCUUUAAAUGGGAACACAAUUUACAAAAAUGUACAUCAUGUUCUGUUGAAGAAGAUGUAAAACUAGUGAUUGAGAACUUUAAUUGCUCAGGGAAAUGUUUACUGACGAUAUAAAUCAAGUGAGAAUUAGAAGCUGAUUUUUUCCAUAGACAUCCAUUCAAACUGCUACUUUGUGCCACCAGCAGAGUCGCCCCCUGGUGGCUACUCAGUAUAUACUUACUUCAUGAUUUAGUUCUCCAAGGAAACUGCCUUUUUUUUUUAAAUACAGUCAAUGGGUACAUUUUAUUUCCUCAGGGUGACAAAUGUAACUAUUUGUUUUACACAGUGUAUGAUAGACAUGUCAUAGGAACUGAAGUUGAAAUUUAAAAUAUUACAGAUAAUACUUUUCAGUCCAGAAGACUACAUCAAGUCUGAGGUUGAAAAAUGUUAACGCAAAAAGCCUCCAUAAAACAAGGUCCUUGCCUAAAGCACAUGUUUUAAACCCUCCUAAAUAUUACACACUGGACCUUUAAUUCAUUUCCUGACUAUACUUUUACUUCAUCACCUCAAAUACAGACUCUUGGCCAUGGCUUUUUCUUUCUCACUUGCAUUACUUCUCCAGUAAUGCACUCAAAACAUGUAUUCUACAACAGCUGACGGUAAAAAUAAAUAAAUAAAUGGAAAUUGGAAAAUGGUAUUGGAAAAUAGAAGUUAAAUAAUUGGCUGUAAAUGUUUGAUUUUGCGUUGUUUGUUUUAUUUUUCACAUAGGCAAAGAACCAGGAAAUGGGAAAACUCCAGAUUUUUACAUUCCACUGCAAUGAAACGAGUAAUUAUGAACGACAAUAUAUAACCAUAUCCUGUUACCUCAGCGCUCAGCCACCUUCAUAGGAAAAUAGCAGGGGUAACAUAAGAAUUACAGUUGUGGGCAAGUUAUACCAACCUUUUCCACAAAGUUGCCUAACUGCAGGGUAUUUUAUGAUCAAUUUACAGCAUCUCAUUUAUGGAUUUUGCAGAGCAUCAGCCUAAAAGAAUGUGAUUAUUUAGUGUGAGGGCUUCUCCUUUUGAUUGCUUUAUUAACCACUUUUCAGAGGUUUACCAGUGUCUGGAAAGAUUUGUUGUACAAAUUAGUAUUUGUACCAUAAAUACAUUGCCUUUUAAUAAAUGCUGGUUUUGGGUUACUAUACCCACUGUAUGUGUGUACACAGACACAAUGCAUUGUGGGUUGUUGAAAAGUGAUUACUGCUCAGUGUGAAAGCCAGUGACUUGUGCUUGGAACAGAUUUGUAAGUGACACUUACAAUAAAGUCCCUGUCUAUGCAUCA